This is a messenger RNA of Protobothrops mucrosquamatus (brown spotted pit viper), 1497 nucleotides long. It is a transcript of the gene TRIT1, whose product is annotated as tRNA isopentenyltransferase 1. The transcript has 14 exons. Gene Ontology annotation, cellular component: mitochondrion. Gene Ontology annotation, molecular function: tRNA dimethylallyltransferase activity; ATP binding. Gene Ontology annotation, biological process: tRNA modification. The record is from RefSeq and is a predicted model, not a curated record. NCBI's taxonomy places the organism in Eukaryota, Metazoa, Chordata, Lepidosauria, Squamata, Viperidae. The coding region runs from base 1 to 1497 and encodes 498 amino acids.
AUGUACAUCAGCCCACCUGGCACCCGAUGUGACAUGCGCGCGCACCCGCGGCGGCCCCGCCCCCCGCCCCCNCGGCUGCCGGUGGUGGUGGUGGUGCUGGGCGCGACGGGCACCGGCAAGUCGCGGCUGGCGCUGCAGCUCGGGCUGCGCUUCGGCGGCGAGAUCGUCAGCGCCGACUCCAUGCAGGUAUAUCAGGGCUUGGACAUCAUCACCAACAAAGUUUCUGCCCAGGAGCAGAAGCUGUGCAAGCAUCACAUGAUCGGCUUUGUGGAUCCCUUGGUCACCAAUUACACAGUGCUGGACUUCCAGAAGAAGGCCACCACCGUCAUUGAUGAGAUUCUUGCCUCCCAGAAGAUCCCAAUUGUGGUUGGUGGAACAAAUUAUUACAUUGAAUCUUUACUCUGGAAGAUUUUGUUUGACACCAAGGCCAGGGGUCCAACAGUGACAACAGAAGAGUGGAAAGCUGGGCUGGAGGAUCUGGAGAGUCAGGAGCUACACCGUCGGCUGAGUCUGGUGGACCCUAACAUGGCAACCAGAUUGCACCCCCAUAAUAAGCGCAAAAUAAUCAGGAGCUUGCAGCUGUUCGAACAAACUGGCAUCCCCCACAGUGAGUUGCUACGACGACAGCAUGAGGAAAAAGGGGGAGGACCCUUGGGGGGUCCUCUGAAGUAUCCCAAUUCUUGCAUCUUCUGGCUUCAUGCAGAACAGGCAGUUCUGGAGGUGCGACUGGACCAGCGGGUGGAUGUAAUGAUGGAGGCCGGGCUGCUGGAGGAGCUGCAGAAUUUUCACCAGCAAUACAACCAGGAGAAAGUGGCUGAGAACAGCCAGGAUUAUCAGCAGGGCAUUUUCCAGUCUAUCGGCUUCAAGGAAUUCCACCAGUUCCUGAUUUCCAAGGACAAGAGUCCAGAGGAGGACAGGCACCAGUUGCUGGACCAAGCCCUUCAGGCCUUCAAGACAGUGACCAAGCGGUAUGCUCGGAAGCAGAACAAGUGGGUCCAGAACCGAUUCCUGAGACGUCCUGGAUCAAAUGUGCCCCCUGUCUAUGGCUUGGACGUCUCCGAUCUCUCUCAGUGGGACAAAAGUGUGUUGGAACCAGCCAUUCAGGUUGUGGAGAGCUUCUUGAAGGGCCAGAAGCCUCCGAUGGAGCCCCUCAAGCUGGAGCCGAUGCCAGCGAAGGACAAGCAGAGUUGUCGGUUGUGUGAGCUGUGCAGCCGAGUCAUCAUCGGGGACAGAGAAUGGAGAGCUCACCUGAAGUCCCGCUGCCACCUGUCCCACCUAAAGAAGUCCCGGCGCUCAGCCUUGGCCUCCCUUUCUGACAAGGGCUGCGGCGGCAGCAGCAACUCAGAAACCCCUGCAGGGAAGACAGACCGACGGAUGGAUGGAGGCCGCAUACUAUGGUCCUGCUCCUCAUGGAGACGCUACGGCAGAGAAAAAGGAACAAGGAGGUAUUUCAGUCAAGACCCUAUAUCUCACUACCUGAAGCUGGGCAAAAACUGA